GUGUUUGGGUGCAUGAGCAGACUAGCACAACAAUUGAAGAUAAUCUUCAAUCAACACCAGAGCAGAUGUCUUCAGACUCUCCUCGCAGGAUGAGUCGCUGUGCUGGAGGAGCUCUGGUGCGAGCACAAGCUGCCACAGAACAGUCCUACAUGGAGAGUGUAGUCACCUUCCUGCAAGAUGUAGUUCCUCAGGCUUACACUGGUGCUCUGCAGACGGACGAAAAGGAGAAAAUCAUUUGGGUUCGAUUUGAGAAGGCUGACAUCAAUGACUCUGCACGGAACCCUGAGUUCAUGGAGAUGCACGGUGGAGCCACAGACCCUCCCCUCUGUCUCAUGAUUGGCUACACUGAUGGCAUUCAGAUUUGGAGCAUAUCUAUCCUUGCAAAAAACUAGUCCUUUUCCAAAAUCGCACGAUGAGAUUCAUGACUGACAAAAUCAUGCGACCUGAAGACCUUCUUAGUGCAAGCUCACUCCCAUCACUUCCACAAUGAAAUCCAACAUCUUGAAGCCCUACGGUCGCACCAAACGCUCUACUCAAGAGA
Molecule: messenger RNA, 541 nt
Organism: Entelurus aequoreus (snake pipefish)
Lineage: Eukaryota; Metazoa; Chordata; Actinopteri; Syngnathiformes; Syngnathidae
Product: BCAS3 microtubule associated cell migration factor-like
Exons: 6
Coding region: 66-392 (108 amino acids)
Source: RefSeq, a predicted model, not a curated record